Nannizzia gypsea CBS 118893 is the source of this 1407-nucleotide messenger RNA. RefSeq lists its product as hypothetical. The transcript has a single exon. The record is from RefSeq and is a predicted model, not a curated record. Bases 1 to 1407 code for a protein of 468 amino acids. NCBI's taxonomy places the organism in Eukaryota, Fungi, Ascomycota, Eurotiomycetes, Onygenales, Arthrodermataceae.
AUGGCAGACUAUCGCUCGCCCGUGUACAAGGCGCCUCCCCGCAAGCCGGUGCCAGGCAAUGCCGGCUUCCAGUUCCACACGCUCGACUCCAGCAGCUCGCCGCAUCUCACCGAAGGCCCGUCGCACCUCCAGGCCAGCAGCGUCUCCAGCAUCGCCAGGCCCCCCAGCACCCAGUAUCGCCCUCGCACCGCCAGCUCCUCCUUCCUGCCCGCCGAGAUGCUGCCUGCCAGAGAGUCCAUCGUGGGAUUCCCGCAGCCGCAGAGCCAGCAGAGCCAGCAGUACUAUUACCACCAUCAGCAGCACCAGCAGCACCAGCAGCAACGUCCGCAUCCGCAUCCGCAGCAACAGCAGCAGCAACAGCAGCAAUAUUCUCAGCGCCAGUAUCACCACCACCAGGCAGCACCGCAAUCACCACAGCAACAGCCACAACAACAACAACCACAGAACCAGCAGCAGCAGCAGUUCUACCAGUAUCCGCAGCAGCAGAAAUAUCCCCAGCACCAGCUGCAGUCACAGUACGGUGCUGCCCCGCCGUCUCGUAGAGCGUCGAAUGCUACCACUUGCACCACCUCUACCGGCGGCGGCAACGCGCCUCCCGCCCGCCAGAUGAGCCAGAUGAGCCAGGUCAGCUUCGAUACCAGAUUCAGCACCAUCUCCCAGCGCCCACAGGUCAGCUACGUUGCUCUCAUGCGCAAGCAAAAGGCUACUGUCUGGUGUGACCGGGCCCAGACAGAGGACCCCCGCCUGCUCGCCCAGCGUCGCGCCGCCAAACAGCGAGCCCUGCUGGAAGUCCACGGCGGCUCCUCCACACGCAGCAGCACCCUGAUCAGCGCAGGGAAGAUCAGACACAGCGGCAACGGCCGUUCUAUAAGCUACAACACAAGCACAAUGGUUGGCGCCGGCGUUCCCCUACGACUAAGCGCAAACGAAGUAGGGGAUGCAGACGAUGAAGAUGACCGCAUAGACGCCAGCCAGCUUGUACACCGCCGUACGGGGAGCAGCAGAAGUUCGACGGCCAGCAAUCGCAUAUCUAUAGCUCACCAGCGAGCCGGCCAGACCCGUCUCAGCAGCAGUAGCAGUGCAAAUAAUACUCCUCCCAACGCAGAUAUACCAGACAUCAUCGAGACACCUGCUGCUCCGCUAGAGAAUAUCAAAGAUGAAGAUUUCUUAAAGACACCCAAUCGAUCGUCUACUAAUACCUCAGACCAGCGUCCGACUACCUCACACAGUGAAGAAGAGGACGAGUUCGGCAAGAUUACUGAAAUGGCUGCUCCCACAGGCAUUUCGACAGCCAUGCAGAAACGGAAGAUCUCAGACGAUCUCAAACGACGAGGCAGCGUCGAUGAGCGCACUUCCAGCAUGACCGGCGUCAGGCUCUUCGUGGCCAAUCCAGAUCUAAGCGACUAA